AGCAUUGAUUAAAUAUCAAUAUUAUCAAUAUAUAAAGUAAAUUUAUCGUGCUAACAUAAUAGCAUGUAAACUGUAAAGUUAUUUUUUUUAUUUUUAAAGUUGAUAUUGUGAAGUUGGAAUUCUUCGAAAACACAAGGAAUUUUCAGUAACAUAAUUUCAAAUAGUACAUAUAUCAAAAUGAAUCCCACUCUAUCUAUCAAGUGCAUACCAUAUAUUAAUGGUUCAAAACGUAAUACUAUUCGUGGCGUUUUUUGUUUAACUCAACGAUACAAAUCAGACGAUGAUAAUAAUUCAAAAAAGAACCAAUCAGCUGUUGAAAAACUAAAUAAUCUACUGAAAACCAUGAAGAAAGGAAAUGACACCAAUAUGAUUCCUCAAGAAUCUAAACCCAUUGAUUUGGCACAACCUAGACAAUUGGCAAGGAAAGCAGAACAAAAUAAACAAGAUAUUGAUGAAUCUAAACAUAACAAACCAUUAGGCGAAAAAUUAUCUGAUGCAGCCACCAAAGUUGCUCAAUCAAUUGGAGGUGAUACAAAUAAAACUAAAUCGGACUUGUUAAAUUUGCUGAGGAUUUACAACAAUGAACCUAAUGAUUCUUCUGAAAAAAAGGUGAAAUCUUCUGUUCAGUUAGAUGAUCUACUAUCGGGAAUGAAAAUUGAUCGUUCUCAACCAAAGAAUGUGUCCCUAAAGUUUAGUGAUGUUGAUAGAGCCCAACGAGUGAGAGAAUUGAUAGGCCAUGGUUCUGGUGAUCAUCAAAGAACUAAAAAGUACAAAAGACCAAUGGAUAAUUAUGUGCCAAUUAGUUUAUUUAGCAGUGAUCCACUUGGUAUAUUUAAAGAAUUUAACAAAAAUAAAGACAUUCCAAUCUUGCCUACUUGGAAAAGAUUACAUGAAAAAAGUUUACAAACAGCAGUAACACAUCCACCAAAAAAUAUUUAUGAACAAAUGAUUAUUUGGACAGAACAAGGAAAAUUGUGGAAAUUUCCUAUUAAUAACGAACAAGGUAUGAAUGAUGAACAUAAUGUAUUUUUUGCUGAACAUGUAUUUUUAGAACCAUUAAUUGAUGAAUGGUGUCCCAAAAAAGGACCAAUUAGACAUUUCAUGGAAUUAGUAUGUGUUGGUUUGUCAAAAAAUCCAUUUUUGUCUGUUGAAGAAAAGAAAGAUCAUAUUAAUUGGUUCCGACAAUAUUUCUAUGCAAAAAAUCAAUUAUUGAAUGAAAUUGGUGCAUUCGAAAUUAAAUCAUUACCAGAAAAUGUUAAGGAAUAUUAUAAACCUACAAUUCCAGACAAAUAAAAUAAAUGAAUAAAUAUUGUAGUAUAG
This is a messenger RNA of Rhopalosiphum maidis (corn leaf aphid), 1320 nucleotides long. RefSeq names its product 28S ribosomal protein S31, mitochondrial (gene mRpS31). The record is from RefSeq and is a predicted model, not a curated record. Gene Ontology annotation, molecular function: structural constituent of ribosome. The transcript is spliced from 2 exons. The coding region runs from base 178 to 1293 and encodes 371 amino acids. NCBI's taxonomy places the organism in Eukaryota, Metazoa, Arthropoda, Insecta, Hemiptera, Aphididae. Gene Ontology annotation, cellular component: mitochondrial small ribosomal subunit.